Necator americanus (New World hookworm) is the source of this 1872-nucleotide messenger RNA. RefSeq lists its product as uncharacterized. Gene Ontology annotation, cellular component: endoplasmic reticulum. Gene Ontology annotation, biological process: response to endoplasmic reticulum stress; positive regulation of ERAD pathway. The record is from RefSeq and is a predicted model, not a curated record. NCBI's taxonomy places the organism in Eukaryota, Metazoa, Nematoda, Chromadorea, Rhabditida, Ancylostomatidae. The transcript has 18 exons. Bases 1 to 1872 code for a protein of 623 amino acids.
AUGACAAUGGCUGAACGCCCUAUCGAAAUAAAUGUUGAUGUUGACGUGCCAGCACCCAAUCAGCAACAAAACCGCAACGGAGAUGCAAGAGCUCAAGGCCAGAACAAUACCCAGUUUGGGGUUGUACGUGAUCGUUUGUUCCAUGCAAUGCUGGUAAAGGUCGCAUUAAGUUAUAGCGCACAUGUGAGCAUGUUUUGGCGGAGAGUCAUUGAAUUUGUUUCGCUCCUAAUUGCGCUUUCUUUAUUGUUCACUCUUUUGUUCGUCCAUCUGAUGUUCACUCGUUCAUCAACCACUUGCCUUGAUCAUAUAAAGGACUCAUGGCCUAGAGAUGGCGUUGUUCGGCUCGAAGUGGUGCACAAUCUUCGUAUGUUAGAGUAUAAGGAAAACUGGAUCAACUGGUACAAAAAUGAGCGGAGGCAAAUGAGCUGUAUUUUCAAUCCAAUGGAUGUUUUACUGUAUGGUCCUCAAGCUAUGCCCGCCGAAUUGAGGGCGUCCAAGCCUCGACACGUUGGGAAACCAGUUCAGCAGAAGCGUGAAGAGCGUGAACCGCCUCGAGAAUCUGGGCUUCUAAGCUAUUUUCUACGCGUUCCAACCGAACUGCUAUUGAACAACGAUCAAUCGUCAGAUUAUGGCCCUUAUGAAGAAUACGAGGAAAGUGGGGACUAUUCUAGUACCGUUUUCGAACAAGAAACAGAUGCCGAAACAGCAUUUAGUGAACAUUUCCGACAAAGAUUCAAGCCUGAAGAUGCGUAUCGCUAUGAAUAUCGAGUAGAAUACUCUCUGCUCUACGGGAUUUUGCGUCUCCCUGUCUCUUUCCGACACAAACACAAUAUCACAACUUUGUGGGCGAGAGUUGACGCUGAUUCUGAGUGCUUUGGUGAUGCAUUUUCUCGACGUGUAAUGCGUGCAGUUGUUGGAUUUGAAGACGUUGUCAUGGCGAGUCUACGCGCUCUCGCACAAAACUCCAGCGAUGAUGAUUCAGCUGGACUUGGUUACCUUCAUGACUUAUCUACGAAUGAACACUUUCAUUUCGUUUCUUUUAUGAUGUCUAAAAGCAGCUACGUCACGGCAGCCAUUGUAAUGUUGAUCUUUACGUUUGCUAUUUCAAUGCUCCUCCGGUUCUCACACCAUCAGAUUUUUCUUUUUAUUGUUGAUCUGUUACACAUGUUCGAACUAAAUCAGCCGUUAGUUUUCCCUGCCGCUCCUCUACUAACUGUUAUUCUUGCUUUAGUUGGAAUGGAAGCGAUAAUGUCUGAAGUCUUUGCUGACACUACAACGGCAUUCUACGUGAUUCUUAUAGUAUGGAUAGCUGACCAGUACGACGCUAUUUGUUGCCAUUCCCAUGUCAGCAAACGAUUCUGGUUGAGGUUCUUCUACCUAUAUCAGUUCUUCUUCUAUGCGUAUCAGUACAGAUUUGGUGGGCAGUACGGUGGGAUGGCUCUAAUAACAUCAACGGCGUUCAUUAUCCAUUCUAUGAUUUUCUUCUUCCACCACUACGAGAUGCCUCUGAUUCUUUAUCAGGAUCGUCUGCAACGUAUCCUAACUGAAAUCAACACAGCUCCGCCAGCUGGGCCGCUCGACGUCCAACAAGUGACUGUCUCCAUUCAUACCCGAACUGUUGCUCCUGAUACUAACACUGCCGAGGACCGAUCCCGCGCUGGAUCUGAAGAGUCACCUCCUCAAGCACAGGAGGAUCCGUCAUCGCACAGUGCUGUUGGAGGAUCAUCCACCAGCUCAGACGCGGAAGUGGUAGUUACUGGAGAAACAUCGGUGGUGAUGAACUCCGUCUUUCCUCCAUCAUCUACAGGUCCUGUCGAAAGAGUUGCUGAAGAGGUGGUCUCUGAAGCAAUUGAUGAACUAUUUCUAUCAUAG